This is a messenger RNA of Epinephelus fuscoguttatus (brown-marbled grouper), 4117 nucleotides long. Its product is annotated as zinc finger protein 569-like. NCBI's taxonomy places the organism in Eukaryota, Metazoa, Chordata, Actinopteri, Perciformes, Serranidae. The record is from RefSeq and is a predicted model, not a curated record. Gene Ontology annotation, biological process: regulation of transcription by RNA polymerase II. Gene Ontology annotation, molecular function: DNA-binding transcription factor activity, RNA polymerase II-specific; RNA polymerase II cis-regulatory region sequence-specific DNA binding. Bases 390 to 1427 code for a protein of 345 amino acids. The transcript has 3 exons.
UUGAAACUUGUCCUUCAAGUGCUGCAACAUGGCACCUCACCUGAUGUGUUCAUCAUGAACCAUGAGAACUGAUUCAUUGAAAACACAAGGCUUCCUUUUUUGAAUAGGGGCCAACGAAAAUACCUGGGGGCCAGCUGCUUCUUACUUCAUAUGGUAAAAGUAGUAGUUUAUAGAAGACUUUCAAACGUCAAAGAUAUGAAUGAAACGUCAUCAGUUGAAAGCGGAAAGAGAAGAUCCACCGCCACUGUCGGAACUUCACAGUGUGACACCACCGGAAGUAAACAACACAAGCACUGCUGGUAGCGUUAGCCGCACGCAGUGGUGAGCUAGCAGGAGGACGAUAUUGUCGUCGCAGUGAAGACAGUUAUUUGAAAACUAAUAAAGCAACAAUGGCUUCAGUUGAGUAUUUGAGAGAGUUUGUCAACGAGAGACUAACUGCUGCUGCUGAAGAAAUAUUCGGAGUUUUUAAAACAACUAUCGUCGAGUACGAGGAGGAGAUCAAUCGUCAGCGCAGACUGCUGGAAAACGUCUGGAAACCUAAAACGAAGUUAAACAAUACAGUCCCUCCAGAGCCCACACAGCAACGUGCCUGUAUGGUGGAGGAGGCUCUCGCUGACCAGCAGCGUUGUAUUCAGGAAAAGAUCACCAGUGUGGACCAAGAGGACCCAGAGCCUCCACAGAUUAAAGAGGAAGAGGAGGAGCUCUGUACCAGUCAGGAGGGAGAGCAGCUUGAGCUGAAGGAGGAGACUGAUGCCUUCAUGUUGACUUCUUCUCAUGAGGAAAGUGACCACAGUGAUGAUCUGACUCCAUACAUGAGUAUCGAUGAAGAAAAGCCUCAUAGCUACACGUCAGUUACAAGCUCUAUGGUGUCAGAACCAAACAUUUCCCACCAUCCCCUCUCUCAUAACCUCUAUAUGUCUGAGAGCCAGUAUCAGACAGGAAGCAAGCAUGGAGACUCGGGAUUUAGUAGAGAUACAGAGCCAGAAUCACAGAGGAGACAUCACACUAGCGGAAGUCACAGUGACAAUACAGACAACCCGAAUUUGUUUGGUAUCCAACACUACAAUAAUACGCAGACAGGUAAACGCUCCUACAUAUGUGACACAUGUGGGAAAGACUUUAAGUUCCAGUCAGUGUUGCAGAGACACGUGAGCGUCCACACAGGUGAGAAGCCGUAUUCUUGCAAAAUGUGCGGCAAAGCUUACAGGCAGAGCGGCGAGCUGACAGUCCACAUGAGAACCCACACGGGCGAGAGGCCAUAUAUGUGCAAAGCAUGUGGGAAAGAUUUCGGACGCAACAGCAGCUUGUGGGCCCACAUGAGAAGAACCCACAUCGGUGAGAUGCCGUACCUUUGCAAGAUCUGCGGGAAACGAUUCUUUGGAGUGUUUGAAUUAGAGAGGCAUUUGAGAUUGCAUACAGACAAGUAGUUUUAAUGUGACGAGCCACAUGAAUGAACUUUGUGGAAGAAGUUUUUCACAAAUCAAUCCAUAAACGGGACAAACCGUCAAGCCGAGACUCCUCUGGAGUGAACACUCACUGACAUGAACACUUUUCUAAUAUCAUAUAUUUGUAAUAGUGUGCUACGCAUUUCCUAUAAAGAAGAGGUCACAAUUCCAGCAAGUUUUAAAAUUAACUUUUAUUCCCCUGUCAUAUAUUUUUGGUAACAACAGUAAUUUUUUUUUAACAGCCAUAAUCUUUUAACUGUUUGAAACGUCCUUGUUGUACAAUGAGUGCAUUGUACAUACAAAUGUUUCACCUGUUACAUUUAUAUUAUUUUAAAUCUAUUAAACCUUGCUUACGGUAUUAGAGUGGAUUGUGAACUCUGAUGUUGAGGCUGAGAAACUUUUUAUGUAUUUUGUGAUUGCUUUAACUUGAUGACUGCCCUAUUACUUGACAUACUGUGCUGUUUUUGAGCUAUGGACGAGACAAACGCAUUGUAGAUGGUGUGCUACAUAGUGCCAGUUACUCAGACUGAUGUUCCCACCUUGGUGCGGUGGAGGAUUAUGUUAACUAUGAGCAGUAACGUUAUUGUGGUGGCUAAAUUUGCUUCAGUCACUCGCCAAAAAAACAAUGGUAAUCUAUGAAGUGGCUGGUACAUUUUUGAAGGUGGACAAAGAAGGUAUUUUCCAACCCUGGUAACAACCCAUGUGGUUGUAAUGUAAACCAGGACUAGUGCUUAAAGCGGCUAAAUGCUGUGUAUGAAAUAAGAACACCAGAUUCACCCUGAUGUCUGCAGCUACCAGCAAAGUCUGUUCAUUAUGGCAGCAUCAAAAGUAAAAGUAGUCACAGUGAGGAAUAGUUCUUUUCAGUGAGUUAAGUUAUAACAUGCAAGAGGAUUUCAAUGUUGUGGCUCACUGGCUGCAGGUUAAAUAGAGCAGUGGUUCCCAACCUGGGCUCCCGACCCCCUUUAGGAGUCACUGAAGCUUCACGGGGGGGGGUCAAAAGGCCUUCAGUUUAGAUCACUAUUUAAGAUUCUACGCUUUUCAAAAAGUCUCACAAGUUAAGGGCAUAGUGACGACCUGAACUCAAGCUAUAUUCACAGAGCCUUCACUCUCUGCUAAACAGUGUCGUCCUGCAUUAGAAAAGUUCACAGUUAAAAACAACCAAAGAGUAACAGAACAAUGGUCAAGCCUCAAGAAGAAAAUAUAUCAAAAAAGAGACCCAUUGUAUGAAGUAUGUAUGAUUUUUUUUUUUUUAAAUUAUACAUAUAUAUGACACAAUUUUGACAAGAAAUAAAUACUCUGCUCAAAAUUCAUUUUCCACAGACUUCCUGCAGUUAUUGUGCUCACUAUUUGGGUUAAGUGACAGUUUAUCAGUUGUUCUGUGCUGUUAUUGAUACGCACUGAAUACAUUUUUUUUUUUUUGUUUAAUACAUAAUCAUUUUCCGCAAGGUAACAACAGAUGACGUUAAUUAAAAGUAGUAGUUUAUAAAAGAAUAUCACUUUUCCUUGAGGAAUAAAGCAAGCUAGAUGUAUGUCCUUGCUACCUCCAAUACCAAGAAAAACACACUUGGUGAUAUGCAUUGAAUUCACUAUAGAAUGUCCACCAUCACUAGGUCAGGGCUCAUCAGUUGACUCAGUGACAGAAAAGGGGUCGAUUAAGAUAAAGGUUGGGAACCACUAAUUAAGAGGAUGAUUUAAAAGUGUCACAUCCACUGACGGAAAUACUAUAUAGUAAAAAGAAUUGCAAAAAUGAAUAAAUGAAGUUGAACUGUCUGGGAAAAUGGGGAUUUAAGCCUGCAGUUGAAAAAUUAAAGUCAUGUUCUUCAGAGGGAAGAUGAUUAGAUGAAAAUACUCGUUAGAAACUCCAUGGAAAUCAUUAAGAAAAAGUUUAUUUUGACUCCAGAUUAUAACGUAGAGAACUUUUAAAAGAAUUGUGGAUGAAUGCAAAAAAGUUAGAAAUGUGAUAGGAUGCCUUGUAGGCUGGGUAGCUCAUAUUGCAUCUUUGAAAUACAAUGGGAACAAUAUAUGGUGAUCACAGUUACAGUGAUCAGCUGCUUCAAUGGAUCAAAAAGCUUAGGACAGAAUCAUUUUUAUACAAAUACUGUUUAAAUCAAUUGUAGUCAAGUAUGCCAUUAACUAUGCUCAUUGUGGCUCUUUUUUAAUACGUGACAACAUUGUGACAACACUUUGCCUUGUGAUAACCUGUCUGGCCACCUGAGGCUGGUGCUGUGUGCACACUGAAUCAUGACGGAAAGAAAGUCUUUGGCCCUCAUUUAUGGAACAAAGACAUGACAGAAAACUGGGUGGACGGUCCACACAAACCUCUGCAUUUAUCAGUGUGGAUGUGAACGGUCAAAUCUCACGUCAGGUCUCAUCAUGUGUACACAAGUUGAUGUCGGCAUGACAAAUAAAUCUGACUGAGUUGGAGAAUUGUUACUAGUUAUCGGUCCAUUAAUCCAAGUAUUUGCAGCAACUUAUUAAUCACUUACAAAUGUGUGCCCUAUGAGAAAAUAUGGUAUUUUGUAAAGGCCUACGUCACUGCAUGCUCAGCUCACAGCUGCCUGGCUCUGUGGCUCCAGGCUGACUGAAGGCUGAACAUCACUGCUGCUCGCUUCUUAUUUAUCUGACACUUUUCUUUUAAAUGCUGACAGGCCAAAGCAUGUUUACAUAAUUUA